UCAAGCUACUCGGAAUAAACCGUGCAACAGGAUUUUUACCGACUGAACAAGUGACAGAGCACCUUAACCACAUCAAACGUCCGUAAGGUAGUUGUUUUGUUGGCCGCACUAAGCGCCUCGAGCGCUUGGCUUGCGCUUGGCGCCAUGACGCCAUGACGCCAAAUAAGAAGAGUGGGGCGUCUGGCUGGAGUGUCAGAGUCAGACAGAACCGACAGAACGACAGAAGAAGAGAGGUCUUCAAAGCCCGUGACAAGAAAAAUAAUAAAAAGUUCGUAGCCAUGAAAAAAGUAUUGAUGGACAAUGAGAAAGAAGGGUUUCCCAUAACCGCAUUGAGAGAAAUCAGGAUACUGCAGUUGCUCAAACACGAGAAUGUCGUUAGUCUCAUUGAAAUCUGCAGAACAAAAGCUACCCAGUACAAUCGUUACAGAUCAACCUUCUAUUUGGUAUUUGACUUUUGCGAACAUGAUCUUGCGGGCCUCUUGUCCAAUGUGAAUGUCAAAUUCAGUCUGGGAGAAAUAAAAAAAGUGAUGCAGCAAUUGCUUAAUGGCCUUUACUACAUCCACAGUAACAAGAUUCUCCACAGAGACAUGAAGGCGGCUAAUGUAUUGAUAACAAAAAACGGGAUCCUGAAACUCGCGGAUUUUGGUCUGGCACGAGCAUUCAGCGCGAACAAGAGUGGUCAAGCGAAUCGUUAUACAAACAGAGUGGUGACCCUUUGGUACAGGCCUCCGGAACUUUUGCUCGGUGACCGAAAUUAUGGUCCACCCGUAGAUCUAUGGGGCGGUGGCUGCAUAAUGGCUGAGAUGUGGACAAGGUCACCAAUAAUGCAAGGCAACACGGAACAGCAGCAGCUAACCCUUAUAUCACAGCUGUGCGGCUCAAUUACGACUGAAGUUUGGCCUGGUGUCGAAACUCUCGAAUUGUUCAACAAAAUGGACCUCCCCAAGGGACAAAAAAGAAAGGUCAAAGAGCGGUUGAAACCGUACGUCAAGGAUCCAUACGCGUGCGAUUUGUUGGACAAAUUGUUGAUUCUUGAUCCGAGCAAACGUUUCGAUUCGGAUUCAGCGCUGAAUCACGAUUUCUUCUGGACCGAUCCUAUGCCUUGUGAUUUGAGUAAAAUGUUGGCGCAGCACACUCAGAGUAUGUUCGAGUAUUUGGCACCACCGAGGAGGCCCGGGCAUAUGCGUCAUCCGCAUCAUCAAGUCCCUGGUGGUCCGACGAAACCGAGUUCGAGUAUGGCCGACAGUGGUUAUCAGGAUCGUGUCUUUUAGUACAAAUAUUUCGUUACGAUGGAAUCAGUCAAGCCGAUGAUCCAUCCUGUACAAAAACCAUUCGAAAGAGUUUCUCCUUCGGAGCGCUUUCUUUCGCAGCGUGUAUGCGUCGGAGUUGUCCGGCUACAAUUCGCUGUUCUUUGUAAUAUAAUCAUGUUAAGAUUUGUGUACUCGUUGAGUAAGAAAGGGAGAAAGAAACGACUUUUUUUUUAUAAACAA
This is a messenger RNA of Venturia canescens, 1490 nucleotides long. RefSeq names its product Cyclin-dependent kinase 9 (gene Cdk9). Gene Ontology annotation, molecular function: ATP binding; RNA polymerase II CTD heptapeptide repeat kinase activity; cyclin binding. The transcript is spliced from 6 exons. Lineage: Eukaryota; Metazoa; Arthropoda; Insecta; Hymenoptera; Ichneumonidae. Gene Ontology annotation, cellular component: nucleus; cyclin/CDK positive transcription elongation factor complex. Bases 153 to 1271 code for a protein of 372 amino acids. The record is from RefSeq and is a predicted model, not a curated record. Gene Ontology annotation, biological process: protein phosphorylation; positive regulation of transcription elongation by RNA polymerase II.